AUGUCGGGUACACCAAAGUGGUCCCAUCAUGAACAAGCCCCCUUAGGGGAGGCGGUCACGGUCACGUCGGCAGCAUUAGACGACGCGGAGAAGGGACUUUACGACGCUACAGCCGAUACAUGUGCAAUCCCAUCACCACCCGCCGUCUACCUGGACGAGAAGAAGCCCUCUUCCGCCGCCGAUGCUACCGUAGUACCGCCACCACGCGCCCCUCCCGCAGCGGUCAAGAAGCCCCAGAGGCCAAAGACGAGCAGAUGGAUCGCCUUCCAACUGUGGUUCAACACAUACCGGAAGUUCUUCACGUUUGUCACCCUGCUCAACCUCACCGGGAUCAUCCUCGCCGCAGUCGGUCGUUUCCCCUACGCGGAGAACCACCUUGGCGCUUUGGUGCUUGGCAACCUUCUCUGCGCGGUUCUGUUCCGCAAUGAAUUGUUUCUGAGGUUUCUCUACCUCAUCUCCAUCUACGGGCUUCGAAGCUGGGCACCGGUGAGCAUCAAGUUGGCAGUGACCUCAAUCCUACAACAUGUGGGAGGCAUCCACUCUGGAACCGCUCUCUCUGGCGCUGCGUGGCUUGUUUACAAGGUCGUCGAUAUCAUCAUCUACCGCCAAAAGCAGCACCCGUCCGUGAUUGCAGCCGGUAUUAUCACCAACGUGGCGGUCAUCAUCUCAGUGCUGAGCGCUUUCCCAUGGGUCCGCAACAACUACCACAAUACGUUCGAGCGUCACCACCGCUUUAUUGGCUGGCUAGGGCUUGCGGCGACUUGGGUCUUCGUCAUCUUAGGAAACUCCUACGACAUCAAGCGAGGCGAAUGGAGGGCCGACGCCAACUCUCUGCUCAACGUGCAGGAGCUGUGGUUUGCUGUGUUCAUGACGAUAUUUAUCCUCAUUCCCUGGCUGACUCUCCGGGAGGUGCCCGUGGAAGUUGAGAUUCCGUCGCCCAAAGUGGCAAUUCUCAAGUUCGACCGUGGCAUGCAGCAGGGCCUGCUCGGGCGAAUCAGCCGGACGUCCAUCAUGGAGUACCAUGCCUUCGGAAUCAUCAGCGAGGGCCGCAGGUCCGGGUGCCACUACAUGAUUUGCGGCGUGCAGGGCGAUUUUACCAGGGACCUGGUUGCCAACCCGCCCAAGACGGUAUGGACCAGGGAGCUGAAAUUCGCCGGUGUCGGGCACGCAUCCGCCAUGUUUAAGCGAGGGAUUCGCAUCUGCACCGGAACCGGUAUCGGGGCGGCGCUGUCCACUUGCAUACAGAGUCCAAACUGGUUUCUGAUUUGGAUCGGAUCCGACCAAGAGAAGACAUUCGGACCGACAAUCACGGGUCUCAUCUACAACAACAUCCCGCCGGAGCGCAUGAUCCUCUGGGACUCGAAGAAGCGAGGAGGACGGCCGAACACGGUGCAGCUUCUCAAGGAGGUGUGGGACAGCUUCGGAGCCGAAGUUAUCUUCAUCACCUCCAACAAGCAGGGCAACGAUGAGAUGAUGCAGGGUUGUCUCGAAGCCGGGAUGCAUGCGUUUGGAACCCUUUGGGACUUCUGA
Molecule: messenger RNA, 1530 nt
Organism: Chaetomium strumarium
Lineage: Eukaryota; Fungi; Ascomycota; Sordariomycetes; Sordariales; Chaetomiaceae
Exons: 10
Coding region: 1-1530 (509 amino acids)
Source: RefSeq, a predicted model, not a curated record